UCAGUUUCACUGUAGAGAACUGUAGGGAACACACACAUAUAUACGCAGAUGAGCCACUGCAGCAGAAGCAAAGUUAAUGGAGAAUUACUUACAGAAUACAUACCUAUGAGCACGAUUACGUAGAAAAUUAUUCACUACUUCUUCAGCUGAAAAAGCAAAAAAUGGUUAUCGGAAGCCGCCUCCUCAUGUCACGAACUCUCUCUCUCGCCGCCGCGCCGCUCACCGCCGCCGCCGCGACAACCACCACCCUUCAACAAAUCGCUUCUAAUCACCCCAAAGGUCUUGCAAAGGUUGUGCUGAAAAAGGGGAAAACUCAGCUCUUCAAAGAUGGCAGCCCGAUGGUAUACAGUGGUGCAGUUGAUCGAAUAAUCGGUAGACCGCCUCCCAAAACAGGGGAUGCUGUCUUAGUCACUGAUGGCACUGAAACACCCAUCGGUUGGGGCUUGUACAAUUCCGUUUCUAUGUUUUGCGUUCGCCUCAUGCAACUCGAAGAUGAUGCAUCACGAGAUCCGUCAUCUGUCCUGAAUGUGGACGCACUUCUCGAGAAUAGGAUAAAUGCUGCUAUUGAAUUAAGAGAGAGAAUAGGACUUCCUUCAGCUAAGACAAAUGCGUAUCGUCUUGUCAACAGUGAAGGAGAUCGGUUAUCAGGCCUUAUUGUCGACAUAUUUGGAGACGAAGCGGUGAUUGCUUCUUCUGCAGCUUGGGUUGAAAAGUACAAGCAACAAAUAAAAGCUUGCAUCGGCAAAAUAGACAAUGUCAGCCAUAUAACUUGGAGACCAUCCAUUGAUAUCUUGAAGGAAGAAGGGCUGGAUUUAUCCGACUCAGGAGAAAUAGAUUUGUCGAAUUCUCCCAAAAAAGCUAAGGUAAAAGUCGGAAAUCACUACCGUCAUGCCUUGUUUGGCUCUGGCUACCACGGGAUUCUAUGCCGACAACGUGACAGCCGCCAAUACAUAUCAUCGAUUUCGGAGGGUAAAGUACUCGAUAUUUGCUGUUACACUGGCGGUUUUGCCCUAAAUGCAGCAGGCGGUGGUGCUAUUAGUGUCACCGGUGUCGAUUCAUCUUCUCCUGCUCUUGACAUUGCCAAGGAGAACAUUGUUCUCAAUAACCUCGACUCGAGAAUAAUAUCGUUUCUUAAAGAAGAUGCUACGUCUUUCAUGAAGGGUGCAGUCUCUAGAGGUGAUUCUUGGGAUAUAGUUAUUUUGGACCCACCAAAAUUAGCUCCUAGUAGAAAGGUAUUACAAAGUGCAUCUGGUAUGUAUAGGAAUUUAAACUCCUUGGCUAUGCAAAUAACAAGAAAAGGUGGGCUGUUAAUGACAUGUUCGUGUUCUGGAGCUAUGACUCAAAGUGGGACGUUCCUACGCAUUCUACAGGGUGCUGCAUCAAUGGCCGGUCGAAAGAUAACAGUUAUACGUAGAGCAGGAGCAGGCGGUGAUCAUCCUAUUGAUCCUUCUUAUCCAGAGGGAGAAUAUCUCUCCAAUGUUUUACUUCGAGUACUGUAAAAUUUUAUUGCAUUCUUGUAUUUCAAUUAUAAUAAAUUACAAAAUUUUGUCAUGAAGAAUACCAAUUAUUUGUAA
Molecule: messenger RNA, 1574 nt
Organism: Erythranthe guttata (spotted monkey flower)
Lineage: Eukaryota; Viridiplantae; Streptophyta; Magnoliopsida; Lamiales; Phrymaceae
Source: RefSeq, a predicted model, not a curated record